AUGCUUCAACUGAGAUCAAGUCUGAAAGCUCAGACGAGGAGGUCAGCGGCUGCGCUAUGUCCAGCUCGUUUUCCGAUAAUCUCUAGUGUCCGUCACAUCUCUGACAGCCCAAAAGAAGUUUUCACCAAGCUUUCCGAUGAAAACGACCCUCAAAGAGAUGCAUUUUUUAGAUACUCUUGGGGUUCAUGGAUCAAAAAUGAUCAUGCUGAGAAGGAGAAGAGAACAACGAAGUUUUCGAUAGAGGGAUUAACCGAUGUUAUCUCAAACUUGUAUGCUCAAUCAACGGCCGCGGCUAAGGCGAAUAACACCACAGAUGACAUCCCAGGACCAUCAUACAAUCAAAAUUUGACAGUUUCACUCCCCCAUAACUUGGUAAAGAGCAAGUUAGGAUCAUUGAAACCUAACGAAGCCUUGAAGGUGACUGCGAUGGCGAGCAUUCACGAAGGUAGACACCACAGAAUCUACAAAGUGGAUACAAACGCUGGAAAGUCCUUUGUACUGAGAAUUCCAUAUGCAACUAUUAAUGAGUCGGCUAUUUCCUAUAGAUUGAAAAGUGAGGUUGCGACCAUCGAUUUUGCCGACCUCAAAUUAGGACUGAAGGUCCCUACGGUAUAUUGCUAUGGCGCCAACGCUUUGAACCCCGUUAGGCAACCUUUUAUAUUGCAAGAAUAUAUUGAAGGGCGACUCUUGAUGCGUGACUGGACCCCGUUGGAGGACGACAGUGCAGAUAAAACUACUCAUUUGGACAAGUUGAAUAAAGUUAUCGACCCAUUGUCCCAAUUCCAGGCCAAAAUGCUAAGUGUGCCCUUCAACCAGUUCGGAAGCUUGUAUUUCGCUAAAGAUGUUCCUGAGGUCACAGAUCUUGCCUACGACGGUGAAGCAAAUAAGUCGCUCGCACACAGAUGGCGUAUCGGACCUUCCACGGAACGGUGUUUUUGGAGACAAAAAUCCGCAUUGCCCCUAGAGCAGGUGAAGAAGUUCACCGGCCCAUGGCCCAGAGACCAACCAAUGGCUAUGGUCAAGGACUUGGCCAAGCUAGAAGCAGAUAAUGCCAGAGCCAGACUGGCGUUGCAACAGGCUGAUGCUUCACCUACCCCAGUUGACGAAAGUGUAUUGAGAGAGCAAGCUCGGGCAUUUGAGAAUGUUGCGAAAAUAUCUGGCCUGCUUUAUAAUGUUAACUCCAACGUGGUACCAAAUAUGGCCGAGCUCUUGAAACCUCGCUUGCACCACCCUGACUUAGAUCCCAUGAAUGUCUUGGUUACUGACCAAGAAGGUAGCACCUCCUUUCUCUUGGACUUUGAAAACACGAGCAUUAAGCCUUUCAUUUUGCAAAAUGCCCCCCAGUUUGUUGCCUACGACGGUCCCAAAAUCUAUAACUUGGAGGAAGACGUCGAGAACUACACGGAACUAUCAGAGGCCGAGAAGGUCCAGUACCAAUUUAUGUACAAGCGUACGCGGAACCAGCACCUGUGGGAGUCUGCAUUGAACAAAAAUUGCAAGACUCUAAUUUCCGCAGUUGCACCUCCUAUCAAGCUUCUGAGAACCCCCUAUGUUACUUGCGUGGAACGCAAAAGUGAUGCCGAAUACUUGCUCAUCGACGAAAGUUUGAUUCAGCUGCGUGAGGUUUGGGAAGUUUUUGCCAAGAACAAACUGGUCAGCAGCGCCAAGUUUCCACUUGAAUUCUCCGAGGAGCAAGUCGAGAAGCAUGCUGCGGAUUUGAACGCCUUCCAUGAAAAGCUAAUCCAAAGUCCUUUUGCCGCGACCCAGGGGUGGAUUCCCCAGGACAUGUUUGACAACCUGCUGAAGGCAGGCAUUUUGGUCAAGGACCCUCAAGGGGACUACACUAUCAAGCAACAAUAA
Molecule: messenger RNA, 1860 nt
Organism: Lachancea dasiensis
Lineage: Eukaryota; Fungi; Ascomycota; Saccharomycetes; Saccharomycetales; Saccharomycetaceae
Source: the annotation of a GenBank genome assembly